AUGACGAGUUCGGAGAAGAUGACGACCAAGGUGGGUUCGCUCACUCUUCAAUAUCCGAUGUUAUCGAGGGACAACUAUGCUUCGUGGGCAAUCAAGAUGAAAGUCUACAUGAAGGCUCAAGACGUGUGGGAUGCCAUUGAGCCCGCGGCAGGCGCGUCCGUGGAACACAGGAAGGAUCAGAUGGCGUUGGCGGCCAUCUACCAGGGGAUUCCUGAAGAGACUUUGAUGGUGAUCGCAGAGAAGCAAACGGCAAAAGAGGCAUGGGAGACGUUGAAAACAAUGCAUCUAGGAGCGGAUCGUGUGAGGAACGCGAAGGUGCAGACCUUGAAGUCCGAGUUCGAACUUCUCCGGAUGAAGGAGAAUGACAACGUCGACGAUUUUUCGACGAAGUUGACAGGAGUCGUCAACAAGAUCCGGGCUUUAGGCGGCGAGAUGGAGGAGAACUACGUCGUCAGAAAGCUACUUCGGGCGGUACCGGAGAGAUUCCUUACUAUCGUCUCCACGAUUGAACAGUUCGGGGACAUCGACGACAUGACACUCGAGGAGGCGAUCGGGCGCCUCAAAGCCCACGAGGAGAGGGCACGUGUUUUUCGAAACAACGUCGACGAUCACCUAUUGUUGACGCAUGCGGAGUGGCAAGCAAGGAGCAAGAAGAACGGCGGAGGCUUCCUCUCAACACCUACAACCAAUGAUGGCAGCGGUCGAGGACGAGGUCGCGGGGCCGGUCGUGGGCGUGGCCGUGGCCAAAGAGGCCGAGGCGGACAGCAGUACCACGGCAGCGGACAGCAGUACCACGGCAGCGGACAGCAGUACCACGGCAGCGGACAGCAGUACCACGGCAGCGGACAGCAGUACCACGGCAGCGGACAGCAGUACCACGGCAGCGGACAGCAGUACCACGGCAGCGGACAGCAGUACCACGGAGGCCGCGGAGGGGAGCACGGCGGCCAGGCAGGCCGAGGCGGCUUCGGCGGCAGAGGAGGACGUCCAGGAGGUGGUUUCGGCCAUGGUGGUGCAGCUCGCCAGGAGGGGGAGAGUAGCACAAGCGGUGGUCGAGACAAAUCCAACAUCAAAUGCUUCAAUUGCGGAGUAUACGGGCACUUUCAGUCGGAGUGUCACAAGCAACGCCGCAACAAUGAACAGGAGGCUCAUCUCACCCGUGCAUAUGACGAGGAGCCAACCUUGAUGAUGGCUAUGUUAGAAGAAUCAUCAAGGGUCGUGUUACUUAAUGAGGAGAAGGUGAUGCCGGAUUUGCUUACAGCGGGGGAGGCACAUGUUGACAACAACACAUGGUAUCUUGACAACGGAGCUAGCAAUCACAUGACCGGCCACCGAGACAAGUUUAAGGAGCUCGACGAGAACAUCAAGGGAACCGUCAAGUUUGGUGAUGGAUCCGCGGUAGAGAUCAAGGGGAAAGGCUCAAUCCUCUUUCAGUGCAACAACGGCGAUCAAAGGCUACUACCUGAGGUAUAUUAUAUUCCAAGUUUGAAAUCUAACAUUAUUAGCCUUGGUCAGAUGACUGAAGAUGGAAGCAACGUUGUUAUUUCUGGUGAGUUCCUGAGGGUGUUUGAUAGGAACGGUGCACUCUUGAUGAGGGUGACACGUUCAACUAACCGAUUGUACAGGAUAGAGUUAAAAACUUGCAAGCCGGCGUGUUUGAUGGCGAACAUUAACGAUCCAGCUCGCCUUGGGCAUGUCAAUUUCUUCGCCCUCAAGAUGAUGACUGAUAAGAGGAUGGCUUCCGGGUUGCCGAAGAUCUUGCACCCGAAUCAACUAUGCGAAGGAUGCCUUGUCGCCAAGCAAGCAAGACUGCCAUUCCCUUCACAAGCAAAUUUCAGAGCUCAGAAGCCGCUGGAGUUACUACAUGCUGAUCUAUGUGGUCCUAUCACCCCAUCUACACUUGCUGGGAACAACUACUUCCUUCUUAUCGUUGAUGAUUUCAGCCGAUGGAUGUGGGUAUACAUGUUGAAGGCCAAGAGUCAAGCUUGUGAAACCUUCAAGAAGUUCAAAACAGUGGUUGAAAACGCAUGUGACCACAAGGUGAAGACAUUGAGGACGGAUCGUGGUGGCGAGUUCUUGUCAAAGGAGUUCACCAAGUUUUGUGAAGACUACGGCAUCAAGCGUCAUCUCACUGCACCGUACACCCCGCAGCAAAACGGUGUAGCUCGCCUUGGGCAUGUCAAUUUCUUCGCCCUCAAGAUGAUGACUGAUAAGAGGAUGGCUUCCGGGUUGCCGAAGAUCUUGCACCCGAAUCAAUUAUGCGAAGGAUGUCUCGUCGCCAAGCAAGCAAGACUGCCAUUCCCUUCACAAGCAAAUUUCAGAGCUCAGAAGCCGCUGGAGUUACUACAUGCUGAUCUAUGUGGUCCUAUCACCCCAUCUACACUUGCUGGGAACAACUACUUCCUUCUUAUCGUUGAUGAUUUCAGCCGAUGGAUGUGGGUAUACAUGUUGAAGGCCAACUUAUCGUUGAUGAUUUCAGUCGAUGGAUGUGGGUAUACAUGUUGA
Messenger RNA from Asparagus officinalis (garden asparagus), 2505 nucleotides. RefSeq lists its product as uncharacterized. Gene Ontology annotation, molecular function: zinc ion binding; nucleic acid binding. The transcript has a single exon. The record is from RefSeq and is a predicted model, not a curated record. Bases 1 to 2505 code for a protein of 834 amino acids. Gene Ontology annotation, biological process: DNA integration. Lineage: Eukaryota; Viridiplantae; Streptophyta; Magnoliopsida; Asparagales; Asparagaceae.